UGGCUCGUCCGAAUCGAAGGGUAGAAGAAAGCGGCGGAGAUCGGCAAAGGAGCAGGAGAAGAUGGUGCGGGUGGCGACGUUCUUCGCGAUGAGCUUCGGCGCCUUCCUCUUCUGGCAGUCCAUGGAGAAGAUCCACGUCUGGAUGGCUCUCCACCAAGACGAAAAGUUGGAGAGAUUAGAGAGGGAAAUGGAGAUUAAGCGACUCAGAGAAGAGCUAUUGGCGCAAGCCAGACAGACGGAUUAACUUGUGUAAUCUUUGUUACUGCCUGAAAUGCUUGAUUCGUAGGUGAAUUUCGGAUUGCUAAAGCUGAGGUUUCUCAGAAAAACGAUAUCCUCUUUCCAUUUUACGCUAUUAAUAAAUAAGCUAGGAGUUGAUAUUUCAAACUUCCCCUCUUUAUCAUGUAUUCCAAAGUUUGCUUGAUGUUAUAAUAAUCUGAAUCCCAUGAAAGUGCUCUUAUUGAA
Messenger RNA from Musa acuminata AAA Group (dessert banana), 462 nucleotides. RefSeq lists its product as uncharacterized. The coding region runs from base 62 to 244 and encodes 60 amino acids. The record is from RefSeq and is a predicted model, not a curated record. The transcript is spliced from 2 exons. NCBI's taxonomy places the organism in Eukaryota, Viridiplantae, Streptophyta, Magnoliopsida, Zingiberales, Musaceae.